Molecule: messenger RNA, 2520 nt
Organism: Dermacentor albipictus
Lineage: Eukaryota; Metazoa; Arthropoda; Arachnida; Ixodida; Ixodidae
Source: RefSeq, a predicted model, not a curated record
UCUUUCACAAUGAUUCAUUUUCUACUGAAAGAGCACGCAAAAAGCUGUUUUAGCUUAAAUAUUACACAAAAGCAUUUUUUCGCUAACUAAGAGAACUUGUUAUUGCACGUACGGACACUUAUAUAAUACGUAAAAAGUAUCAGCGGGCCGCUAAAGUUGGAAGACACGACGAGAUUCACGCUCGCUUUGAAACAGUUGGUCGUCUGUUCUUGCUUUUCUUCGCUUGGUCAUGCAUUGCAGGCGAGUAAAGAUGCGUGAAUCAAGUCGAAGAAGCCGUGUCCAAGUAACCAACGCUGCUAGCAACAGUGGUAGCCGUUACACACAACGGCGCCGAUUUCUGCUAUGGUCGUUGGUGUGUCUCGCAGUUUUGAACCCCCAGGACUCCACGGACUGGAGCUGUUCCAUUUCCAGCUGUGAGGAUGAAGCAGCUUCAAAGGCGGACAUCACAUGCCCUCCUGCAGUUCCCCUUGUCGGCAACAAAAGGCUCGGAUGCCAUUCUACCUGUGCUUCAUGGUGUGACUGCCCACUUCAAGUAUCUCGGCAGUGUCAUUACACAGCCGUGGCAACCUGAAGCUGAUGCGAGUCCGGAUUGGAGCUGGCCGACGCUGUCAUGGACGCGGAUACGUCCAGAGUUUCCAGAUCGACAGUGAUGAGCCAGUCGGCUUGGAACCUGGAGCCUCCUUACCUGGUUCAUGACCAAGUCGGGUGCAACUGUGGCUGGACUCCUUGACUAAGUUACCGUGAAGAUUUUUCAUGCAGGUUGCCCGACUGGAACAACGGCCCCUCCAGGCUGCUGUGGUUGACUAUCUCGGCAUAUAUAGGUCGACGCCGCAUGCGACAACAGGUGUGUCGCCAGCCAAGUUGCUUCACGGGCGCCAGCCAAGGACAAGACUCAAUACAGUGGGUUUGCCGACAAGGAGGGCGUCCAUGCCAGUUCGAAUAAAAAUGUUCCUGCUAGGGUUAAGGCGAAGCAGACGUAUGCAAAGCAGUAUACGGACAGGAGGCAAGGUGCGAAAAGACCAGCCUUUUGUGUAGGGGACUUCGUUCGUGUACGCAAGCCAGCAGGCGGUGGGAAAGCGUCGGUAAACUACAUGGGUCCUUUCAAGAUUGUCGGCAGAAAAGACAAAAAUAGCUUUUUGAGGAGCGACGGUCGUUGCUGGAAUGCGUCUAAACUAGUUCGGGUUCCCUACAAUCAAUCGCAGACAACAGAACAAUGGGCAUGAGAAUUGCCUCACGACUACUCGGGUACCGCUGGGGCUGAAAGCCGCGCAGACACUGAACAGGGUGAACUGUUGCGAUUGCCGGAAACAAGGGCUGAAGUUAAUGAAGAAGUGGUUGCUCCUUUAGAGGAUUCGGCGGAGUAACCUUUGCGUCGCAGCACUAGGGUACGCCGACCUGUCGAAAGAUUUGGGUUUUCUUUACCUAAACAAUAACUGUUUAGUUCGUGUUAUUUUGGUUGUUGCAAAUUACUACCGUAUUUACUCGCAUAAUGAUCGCACUUUUUUUGUCAGAAAAAUUGAAGCAAAUUCAGGGGUGCGAUCAUUACGCGGGUUAAAUUUCCCGGGAAAAAAAAAUUUUUUUUUUCGUCCGCGUUUGCUGCGGGAUGCGAGAUUGCGGGUGCGGGACACCAAAACAAAAAUGGCGGCUAGCGGAGCGAGCCGAACGCGCCGAACGCGAUUUUUUUCUUCUCGUGAGUACAUUACGUGCAUUGAAACAGUUUCUUCCGUAUUAGUGAUGAAUAAUAUCGUUAAUAUCGGCAAGUUUGCGGCAAUAACGUAGCCAUGUCCACUUUGAGGGGACAGUAAUAGGUGGGCGCGCUUAGCUUCCAGUGACCUGACGGGCAUGCUGCGGAAACUGCGGCAUCUGUCUUCACUACUUUCCGCUAAGGGUGGGCGAAUAUCUUAGCUGUGUUACAAGCGUCGGCGUAUGAAUAGGGCACACUUUUAACGUAUCAGAGUAAACGUGGCUACUAUCAUUGCCGCGCGCGAUUUGUUGCGUGCUCACGAGUGCAAAAGCAGAUGAAAAGAAUCGAAAUGCGCCUUUAUUGUUUUUGUUGACAUCAGCCAUUAUAAAGCCAACCCAUAAUAAAGGCAAGUUUGGUUGUACCUCAUUUUGUCAUGGAAGUGCGGAAAGUGAUGAAAGUAAUGAAAUGAGGCAUCUACUUAAGAAUGUUUAGUGCGUGCAGGCCGCUUGGCUUGUCUUGAAGAGUCGUUCGCGUAGCAUUCGACAGGUGGUAAGCGCGAUCAUUAUUCGCUAGACUUAGUACACGACAUAUCGCUGCGGCAAGUUCGGGGUGCGAUCAUUACGCGGGAAAUAAAAAAAAUCGAAUUUUGACGACAAAUUUUAGGGGUGCGAUCAUUAUGCGAGUAAAUACGGUAUGUUGUAUUUUCAAGCGGGAGGCGAUGUUGUAUCCUUCUUUCUUGUUUCAGUUUCAUUUCUUCAGUGUACAUAUCGUCAUCGUCAUUCAAUAUGAUUUCCCUAUAUAAGUUGCUUUACUGUGACGAAUAAAGAGAGUUGCAU